Messenger RNA from Pelodiscus sinensis (Chinese soft-shelled turtle), 2128 nucleotides. The record is from RefSeq and is a predicted model, not a curated record. NCBI's taxonomy places the organism in Eukaryota, Metazoa, Chordata, Testudines, Trionychidae.
GCAGACAACAGUGGCUGAAGGAAUAGUGAGCUCCUGAACAAUAUGCAGGAAAUCAGUGUAGCUAUAGAUUAUAGCCCCCUGCAUAAAUGACUGAAACUACAAGCUGGAAUUUUUGAAAAUUUAGCGCACAACAAACAAGCUGGUAGAAAGAUUUUGCAUUGUCAACCACAUCUGAAGGCACAGCAUAAUCAGACUAUAUCUAAAACCAAGAUAACUUGUGAACAGGACAUACUAAAGGAUCUACAAGAUUGGAAGAACUAAAAAUGGCAUUAGUAGCAGCUGACUCACAACAGAAUGUGGUAGCCAGGGUUGCCAAGCUUCCCUUGGUGAGUUCCACCUAUGACAUGGUGUCCUCUGCAUAUGUCAACACAAAAGAUAACCAUCCCUACCUGAAAUCGGUAUGUGAGAUAGCAGAAAAAGGCGUGAAGACCAUCAGUGCAGUGGCUAUGACGAGUGCUAUGCCCAUCAUCCAGAAGCUGGAGCCGCAGAUUGCAGUUGCCAACAGCUAUGCAUGUGUAGGACUGGACAAAAUUGAAGAGAGGCUGCCUAUACUACAUCAACCAACUGACAAGGUGGUUGCUAAUGCCAAGGAUGUAGUUGCUGGUGCAAAAGAUGCUGUAACAACCACUGUGACUGGUGCCAAGGAUACCGUUGCGCACACAAUUAAUGGAGUCGUGGACAAGACUAAAGAAGCUGUGCAGGAUAGUGUGGAAAUGACGAAGUCCGUUGUCAAUGGCAGCAUUAACACUGUCCUGGGAAGCCGUGUGGUGCAGAUGGUGAACAGUAGGGUGGAUAGUAUGCUCAGCAAAUCGGAGACUCUUGUAGACCACUAUCUCCCAGUUACUGAAGAGGAGGAAGCAAAAGAAGUUACCAAGGUUGAAGGAUUCGAAGUUGGAGUUCAAAAGCCAAGCUACUACGUUAGACUAGGAUCCUUGUCUUCAAAGGUCCGUACCCGUGCCUACCAACAGGCCUUAAUCCGGAUUAAAGAUGCUAAGAACAAAAGCCAAGAGACCAUUUCGCAGCUCAAUUACACUGUCAGUCUGAUUGAGUAUGCCAGAAAGAAUAUGAAUAGUGCCAACCAGAAACUUCAUGAUGCCCAGGAAAUGGUAUAUCACUCCUGGGUAGAAUGGAAGAAAAAUGCAGGCCAAAAUGAUGGUGACGAAUUGCACACUGCUGAACACAUUGAGUCACGCACACUAGCUAUUGCACAGAGCCUGACUCGGCAGCUUCAGACCACCUGCCUUACCCUGGUGUCAAGUAUACAAGGCUUGCCGCAGAACAUUCAGGACCAAGUUCAUCAUGUUGGGGCAAUGGCAGGAGAUGUCUAUAGGAGCUUCCGUUCUACUUCCUCUCUCCACGAAGUAUCAGAUACUCUCCUCACCACUAGCAAAGGACAUCUGAAGAAAAUGAAGGAGUCUCUGGAUGAUGUGAUGGAUUAUCUUGUUAACAACACACCACUCAACUGGCUGGUGCCAGAUUUCACUAUCACCGAUUUGUCCUCAGAAUCUGAUGAUAUUCCAGACAUUUUGGGUUUGGAUGAGGAAGACCAGCAAGAUUUUUCACGCACUAACGGCCCUAUCAGCAUGGGACCAAGAGCUGAAUAAAUAUCAGGCACAAAACUGUUCUUUUGAUUUUAUAUGUUUUUUUUGCCAUGUUAACUUAUAUUUCUGCUGUCUAAAAAGAAAUCUAUAUAGCUCUUGGAAUGUACAGUUUUGGAUCAAUUUUGUUUCAUUUAGCUGCAUCGAAAUUCUGAUUUGCAUCUCUUUUUUUAUGGAUUGCAUUUUAGCAUAACUCUAUAGCAUGGGUAUCAAACUUUAAUCCUGCAAGCCUGCUAUCAGUGUAGCCAGUUGAGGUGCACAUCUAUUUAAAACUGUUUUGCUAUUUGGUUUGCUUUCAGCAACAGCCAAAAACAGCACUUUACACAAAGGGCUGUCAGCAAAAGGAAACGGACUAGGAUUUGCUGAUAAAAGUUUCCCUCUUUUAGUCUAUGUUUAAAGCACUUAUUGCAUCUACCUCUUUGCUGCUGGAAAGGAUUACAGGCUGACCAUGGGAUCCUAGUCAGUUUUGAUGGGACUCUGUCACCAGAGUUUGAAACAGUGUCCCUCUAUAGGAAGUGUUUAUAAUGAAA